This is a messenger RNA of Cercopithifilaria johnstoni, 1956 nucleotides long. NCBI's taxonomy places the organism in Eukaryota, Metazoa, Nematoda, Chromadorea, Rhabditida, Onchocercidae. The record is from the annotation of a GenBank genome assembly.
AUGAAUUCUUUGAUUACCAUCGAGCAAUUUCUUGAAGCUUGUGAAACGUGGAAUUUAGAAGAGGUACAUCAUGCUGUAGAAUCAGGUUUCCUUGUUGAUACAUUUGAUGAUGAUCAUGUUACCGGAUUACAAAUGGCUGCUGCAACUGGAAAUAUUGGAAUUGUACAAUAUUUACUUGAUCGAGGUGCUGAUAUUGAGAAAACAAAUCAGGUUGGCAUGACAGCUCUUCAUCAUGCAGCAAAAAAUGGUCAUGCUAAUAUUGUUCGAAUACUUGUUCAACGUGGUGCAAAUUAUCACAAAUUAACAUAUCUUGGUGCAUCAGCGAUAACUUUAGCAGCCGGAAAUGGACAUAUUGAUCUUGUUAAAUUACUCCUUGAUUUACGUGUUAAUAUUAAUCCAUCACAUACGGCACUUUGUCCAACACCUGUAAUAGCUGCAGCAUUUCGUAGACAUACACAUUUAUGUGCAUUAUUAUCACAAAGAGGAGCUUAUUUGGAUGGCAAUAUUCAACGAUUAUCAAAUCUUUCCGCUCUAUCAACAGCAAUAUCAUGUGGUGCAACAACAAUUGUUGGUACAUUACUUGAACUUGGCGUUAAUCCAUCAUUUCGAUCAUUGCAUGGUAUGACUUCAAUAGAACUUGCGCAACAUUUACAACGAAAUGAAGUAUUAACAGUGAUAAAUUCAUUUCUUCGAAGUACCAUAAAAGAAGAAGAACCAAAAGAAGUAGAUUUACGACAGCUUAUUUAUAAUAAUGAUGAAAAUGGUAUACGAAUGAUAUUUGGCCGACAUUUACCGUAUGUUCCAUUUCCGGAAAAUACUACACCACUAAUGUAUGCUAUACUCUUGGCUGAUAUCAAUAUUGUAAAAAUAAUUCAAGAAUCAAAUGUUGCUGAUAUUAAUGCUGCUGAAAAUGUUUCCGGUCUUACAGCUCUCAUGUUUGCUGCUAUUAUUGGAAAUUAUGAAAUUAUGGAAUAUCUGAUAAACAAUGGUGCUGAUAUUUCGCUAAUAUCAGUUGAUGGUUUUACAGCUAUCGAUUAUGCAUUUGCUAUAGGUAAUAUAAAUGUUGAUUCACUUUGUUUACUACAACAACAUCCUACUGGACCAUUAUCACAACAUACUGAUACCGAUAAUCACCAUUAUCAAUAUCAACAACACUUAAGUCGUGUUAUUAAUAGUAGUAAGACGAAAAUUCUAAACAAACUAUCUAAUCAUGUUGUUGGUUUUGGUAGUAAUACUGGAAAUAGCAUUGAUAGCAAGGAGAAGACAAACUUUAACCGAGCGCAUUUGUUUAAACUUGUACAAAUUCAUCAACAUGAUGAUGAAGAAUUCAUUAUGGCUAAUGAUAUUUUAAAAUCAAUUGGAAAUGAAAAAGCUGGAAAAUGCGAUAAUUUACAUCGCUAUAUUGAAGCUGCUAGAUUUGUUGCUGAAAAUUGCGCUAAUCAGGGAAUUCUUAAUUUACCGGUAUUAUUUACUCUAAAUAAACAUAAAUUGGAAAAGAGUAAUUUGAUUAAAUAUGGGCCAUCGUUGGAUAAUUCAUUUCCUAUUAAUACAGCAAUCAAUCAUAAGUAUCGGAAUUUUUUAUCAAUUGCUCAGUGGAAUGCUUAUUUAUAUUAUGAAUGUCGUUUUCCAAAGAGAAAUUCUGGUGAAGCAUUUUUAUAUGGUAGCAGAAGACGACAUCGAUAUGAUGAUAAUGAUAGUCGAGAAAUUAGCUCUUCAACAUCAAUUUCAGAUUAUUCAACUUCAAUGCUUUCACGUCAUUAUGCAUCAUUGGGACGUUGCUCAACGCAUACAUUGGGUACCAUUCCAAGAUUUCGUAGUCGAUCACGUGAAACAAUUAAACGUAAUAAUAUGGGUGAUGGUGAAGAAGAUGAUGAUGAUGAUCGUAAUUCACCAUCACGUUCAUCAUUAAAUCAAUAUAUUUUUUCUGAUAAAGAUGGCGAACGUUUAAAAAAGUAA